Molecule: messenger RNA, 2369 nt
Organism: Thalassophryne amazonica
Lineage: Eukaryota; Metazoa; Chordata; Actinopteri; Batrachoidiformes; Batrachoididae
Product: gastrula zinc finger protein XlCGF57.1-like
Exons: 4
Coding region: 246-1832 (528 amino acids)
Biological process (GO): regulation of transcription by RNA polymerase II
Cellular component (GO): nucleus
Molecular function (GO): RNA polymerase II cis-regulatory region sequence-specific DNA binding; DNA-binding transcription factor activity, RNA polymerase II-specific
Source: RefSeq, a predicted model, not a curated record
AGUAGGCGGCGAUAUGGACUUUUAAAGCUGGUUGCGUUCCGCCAUUAAACACCACAGAAGAAGAAGGUUUCCGUUGACUUCCGUAAAGUAGUGACUCUUUGAAAACGCUUCCAGAAACAGAUUGAACUUCGUCUUGUAAACGUUUAACGUUGCUUUUUGGGGAUGCCCAGCGCCACAAAAACUGAUAAUACACUGGAAGACGAAGAAAAGAAGAAGUCAGCGACAAGUCCUCCAGCUGGGAAGAAAUGUGGCAGCUGUUAGUGAGUAAAGAUGUUCUCAUUAAGCAGCAAGAAUGGAAUCAGAGUCUUGACCGAAAGGACUCAGAGCCUCCAAACAUUAAAGAGGAACAGGAUGAACUCUGGAGUGAAGCUGAAGAAACACCUCACUCAUCACAGCUUCAUCAAAGGCAAAGAAGUGAGAGCACAGAAGUGGAGCUUCUUUUCUCAACUGAACGCAGAACACUGAAAAUGGAUCCGGAUGGAGAGAAAUGUGGAGGAUCACAACCAGCCACAGACUCAGGCCCAAGUAGUCAUCUACAGACACAUACUGAUGACAUGCAGCAGUUGUCGGUGAUUAAAGAAGAAAUUUUCCAUGAACAUCAGGAGUGGAAUCUGAGUGUUGACCAGGACAUUAAAGGGGACAAAGAGAAAUUCUGGAUAUGUUGGGAAGGUCAGCAGCUUCACCAAUUGGAGGACGCUGAUUUCACCAAGUUCCCUUUUACCGUUUCUGUGAAGAGUGAAUAUGAUGAAAAGCCACACUCAUCACACAUUUAUCAAAGCCAAAUUGAUGCAGAACCUGCAGCAAGCAGCUCAACUGUCCACAGAACACUGACAGCACAAGCUGAUGGAGAGGACUAUGGAGGCGCACAGACAGCCAGGAAAUCACACCCAAAUGGUCAUUUACAAUCAGAUAGCUAUUGUAGGAGUUCAGACAGUUCUGAGACUGAUGACAGCUGUGAUUGGCAACAGAGUAGAGAAAUUAGUUCAAGCUUUAACUUUCGCACAAAUAGCAGUGUCUCAAAACCACACAGAGGAUUGCCAGCAAGUGACAAACCAUUUAGCUGUCCUGAGUGUGAUAAACAAUUUAGACAUAAGAACAGUCUUGUCACACACAUGAGAAUUCACACAGGACAGAAACCAUUUGGCUGUUCUGACUGUGGCAAAAGAUUUGGAGAUAGGAGCAGUCUGUCCAAACACACGACAAUUCAUUCUGGUGAGAAACCAUUUGGUUGUUCUGAAUGUGGUAAACGAUUUGGCCGGAAGAGCCACCUUAUUGUACAUAUGAGAAUUCAUACAGGAGAGAAGCCUUUUGGCUGUUCUCACUGUGAAAAAAGAUUUGGAGAUCAGACUAGCCUGAUCUCACAUGUAAGGAUUCAUACGGGACAGACACCUUUUGGAUGUUCUGACUGUGGUAAAACAUUUGGACAGAAGGGUGAUCUGAUCAAACACUUGAGAAGUCAUACAGGAGAGAAACGAUUUGGCUGUUCUGAGUGUGGUAAACAUUUCGGACAUAAGAGCAGCCUGAUUACACACUUGAGAAUUCAUACAGGACAGAGACCAUUUGGCUGUUCUGACUGCGGUAAAAGGUUUGGCGAUAGAAGCAGUCUUUCUAAACACACAAUAAUUCAUACAGGAGAGAAACCAUUUAGUUGUUCUGAGUGUAGUAAAAGAUUUGGCCGGAAGAGCCAUCUUAUUUUACACAUGAGAAUUCAUACAGGAGAGAAGCCAUUUGGCUGUUCUGAGUGUGGUAAAAGAUUUGGGCAAAAGAGCAAUCUGAUCACACACACGAAAACUCAUACAGACAUACCGGCAGAAAUUCCAAGGCUAGUCUAGAACAAAACCAAGGUUAGUUGACAGGAACAUGGCAAAGGACACAAUAGAAGUACAACAGCCACCCUUAAGAGAAGAAGUUGAAGGUUCUGGAGACCACUAUUUAAAGACCUAAAACAACACCAGGAGGCCGAGUGGAUAGAAAUAAUAAAAGAGAAAACGGAGACAAACAGCAAAUGCCAGCAGCUGUAAUAACUGAAAAGGGAUAAGAAAGAAAAUUAAUGAAUACAGUAACUUGAAGGCACCUGACAUUGAUAAAAUCCCAAAUAUUUGGUUGAAAAGGUUGACAGCAUUGCACCACCAUCAGUGGCUUUUGCCAAAAUACUGAACGGAGAACAGGACACGCCAGACUGGCUAACUAAUGGAAAUACAAGGCUACUACCAAAGACCAAAGAAACACAGCUACACAGUAGGUAGAGACCUAUCUGUUGCCCAACAACUGGCUUACAGGAAUUAUAGCUGAUGCAGUUUAUGAACAUUUUGACACUGGUGGCUACCUGGAAAAUGAACAGAAAGGCUGCAUAAGGAAAAUAAUAGGAA